GGAGGAAGAUUCUGUUGACUUUCCUUCCAUCAUGUCUGUAAAUUAUUUUCAUGAUUUUCAGACAAAACAUAAAAACAAUUUGAUUCAGACAAGAAAAAUAUUUUGACGUUGAUUCGAUCCAUCUUCUUUGAUUUUCACGCGUUUAUGAUCUUCCCCUCCUCCAUUCCCACAUAUAUACCCGUCUCAUCCACAAUUUCAUUCCAAGUAACCAUCCUUUGAUCUUCCCAUUAUCUUGGAAUCACACCUCGUGAAUCUAUACCCAAUUAAGUUCCCUCGAUCUCUCGAGCUACGACCGGGUUUGACUUGAUCCGUCAUUGUUGAAGCCAUGGGUAAUUGUUGCGGGUCGGCGGGAUCGUUAGCCAAGAACGAUAACAACAAGCCCACAAAAGGAAGGAAGAAUCAAAACCCUUUCUCCAUCGACUACGGCCUCCACCACGGCAAUAACGGAGGUGGAAAGGUAAAACCUCUCAAGCUUAUUGUGCUAACGGAUCCAACAGGUCGCGAGAUCUCCCAGAAAUACAAGCUGGGGAGAGAGCUAGGGCGUGGAGAGUUCGGUGUCACGUACCUAUGUACCGACAAAGAGACCGAAGAGGUCUUCGCGUGUAAGUCGAUUCUGAAGAAGAAGCUGAGGACGGCUGUGGAUAUAGAGGAUGUUAGGAGAGAAGUUGAGAUCAUGAGGCAUAUGCCUGAGCAUCCCAAUGUUGUUACUUUGAAGGAGACUUAUGAGGAUGAGCAUGCUGUUCAUUUGGUUAUGGAGCUUUGUGAAGGUGGGGAGUUGUUUGAUAGGAUAGUAGCGAGAGGGCAUUACACUGAGAGAGCUGCUGCUGUUGUGACUAAGACCAUCAUGGAAGUUGUUCAGGUGUGUCAUAAACAUGGGGUAAUGCACAGGGACCUGAAACCUGAGAACUUCUUAUUUGCAAACAAUAAGGAGUCUGCACCUCUUAAGGCCAUUGAUUUUGGUCUCUCUGUUUUCUUUAAACCAGGCGAGAGGUUCAACGAGAUCGUUGGGAGUCCGUACUACAUGGCUCCUGAGGUGCUAAAACGAAACUAUGGGCCAGAGGUUGACAUUUGGAGUGCAGGUGUUAUUCUUUACAUACUCCUCUGUGGUGUCCCUCCUUUCUGGGCAGAAACUGAACAAGGAGUUGCCCUAGCAAUUAUUCGAUCUCAACUGAACUUCAGAAGGGAUCCAUGGCCUAAGGUUUCUGAAAACGCAAAAGACCUUAUCAGGAAAAUGCUUGACCCUGACCAAAAACGUCGUCUCACAGCUCAGCAAGUACUAGAUCAUCCGUGGUUACAGAAUGCAAAGACAGCUCCCAAUGUGUCAUUAGGUGAAACAGUAAGGGCAAGGCUGAAGCAGUUCACCGUCAUGAACAAGCUCAAGAAACGAGCACUCAGGGUUAUUGCUGAGCAUUUAUCAGACGAAGAAGCUUCUGGUCUAAGAGAAGGAUUCCAAAUCAUGGACACAAACCAAAGAGGGAAGAUAAACAUCGAUGAGCUUAAAAUAGGGUUGCAAAAACUUGGCCAUGCUGUUCCCCAAGAUGAUUUACAGAUUCUGAUGGACGCUGGAGAUAUUGAUAAAGAUGGAUACUUGGACUGCGACGAGUUCAUUGCCAUAUCAGUGCAUCUCAGGAAAAUGGGCAAUGAUGAGCAUCUCAAGAAAGCGUUUGCGUUCUUUGAUCAAGACAACAACGGGUAUAUUGAAAUAGAAGAGUUAAGGGAAGCUUUGUCUCAUGAAGUUGGUACAAGUGAAGAGGUUGUUGAAGCCAUUAUCCGCGAUGUUGAUACCGAUAAGGAUGGAAGAAUAAGUUAUGAAGAGUUUGCGACGAUGAUGAAAACAGGAACAGAUUGGAGAAAAGCUUCUAGGCAGUAUUCAAGGGAACGGUUUAAUAGUAUCAGUCAAAAAUUGAUGCAAGAUGCAUCGUUGCAUGUCAAUAGCGAGGCAAUAUGAGAGAGUGUGAAUACUAUGCGACAAUCAUCACUGGAAGAUUGAAUCAAAGGGAUGCAAAUCUUUCUCAUUUUCUUUAUAUUUUUGGGGUUUUAGUUACACCACGAUUUAAGAAUUUUUAGGCAUAUAAUAGUUGUUACGAAUUGUUUCUUUAAGUUUCUGGCUGAAGAGCGAGCGUGCAUGCAUGGAUAAAAGAGAGCUAUCGUGUGGCCUCUGUAGAUAUUUUGUAUAAUUGUAUGGAGUUAGAGAAGAUCAUCAGUUUUUCCUGUGAUA
Brassica oleracea var. oleracea is the source of this 2218-nucleotide messenger RNA. RefSeq names its product calcium-dependent protein kinase 32. Gene Ontology annotation, cellular component: cytoplasm; nucleus. Gene Ontology annotation, molecular function: calcium ion binding; calmodulin binding; calcium-dependent protein serine/threonine kinase activity. Bases 326 to 1948 code for a protein of 540 amino acids. Gene Ontology annotation, biological process: protein autophosphorylation; peptidyl-serine phosphorylation; intracellular signal transduction. Lineage: Eukaryota; Viridiplantae; Streptophyta; Magnoliopsida; Brassicales; Brassicaceae. The transcript has 7 exons. The record is from RefSeq and is a predicted model, not a curated record.